AUGUUUUCGUGGGUUGUGACCGUCGGAAAACUAUUCAAAAAGGUCUUGGAGGAGAGUUUUAUGUCUGCUGAUGAUUCGAAGGCAACGGUUAGACUGUUCAAAAUUGGAAAGGAUUCUUUUGUUAUGGCUCAUGAGCUGCUCCAAUCAAUGAAAAACAAGAAUAUGGAUGUAUCGGAGUUUGAGGAGGAAGUUCUCAAAAUGACGAAUGUGGCCACAUUCAAUUUCCGAGAAGUCGCUCAAAAAGUGAAGAUUGGAGACAUGAAGAACAUUGAGUUCAUUCGAAUUAACACCAGAGAAUCCAAUAUCACUCCCAUCCCAAUCCCAGCGCCCGAUGGAACUUAUUGCGUCCCUGCCACCGAUGCUCUCUACGAUCUAAUCAGCGACAUUACUAUGUUCAAGAAAGUGUUUCAAAGAAUCAAUCGAAGCCAAUUUGAGCAUAUUAAAAACUUUUUUGAGUCUGUGGAACACAUUUUCCAUCACAAUGGAGGUGACUAUUUUAUCAGUAUGGAGGAUGUGGAAUGGGUCAAAGCAAAGUGGGAGAAGACUUAUGAAGAGAACUUGAAGUCGUCAGUAGCCGUCAAACAUAUUCGGAAGGUUCGAAAAGGAGGAUUCACAGAAGAUGAUUUGGAUAAAGAACUCGAGUAUCUGAAUCUCUACAACUGUUUGCCGGAAAUGAAGCGGGAAGUUAAAUGGGCGUACAAGUUAGUCACCAAAGAGAGAAAUUCUACUCUGAAGCUUGAAGAUAUGCACUCCGCCGUCUUUCAAUGCCAAAUGACGAUUCUCCUGGAAAACCUUCCCAAUGUUUACCAGUUUUUGCACAGCCAAAAGAUGUGCAUGAAGUGGGUGCCAUAUGUGGCAUGUGUAUUUUGUGAGAAGCCGAGAUUGAAAACGCUGCUGAACAAGUCGUCGCGAACCGAAGAAGAGGAACAGGAGUUUAUGGAAUUGACUGAUGUCUCCGUAGUAGCACCACCAGAAAAAACCAACGUCAUCGAGGAGGAUAAGGAACAAGAAGUUUCAUCUGCUGUUCCGAAGAAGAAACGGUCUAGAAAGGCGAAGAAAUCUGAAGAAGCCUCCAGCCCAAAUCCCUUGGAUUCUCCUUCCACCCCAGAACCCGAAAUGCCAGAAGCAUCCAAGGAAUCGCAAUCAUGUCCAAAGUGCUCUAGAGCUAGCCAUUUCGCUGAUGUCGCAAAUGAGAAGCUGAGAGUUUCCAAAGUCGAGUGUAAGCAUCUAAAGAAAGAGUUGGCAAAUGCUGAGUUAGAAGUCGAAGUUCAGAAGCAGAAAGGAAUGGACAAAGAUGAAAGAAUCAGAAUUCUAGAAGAACUUUUGAAAUCCAAAGAUGAUCUAAUCGAAAGACAGAACAUGGAUCUCCUUGCAAAGCAAGACACGAUUAUGAACCUUGAGAUGGAGAAACAAUCGGAAAUCAGAAUCAUGGAACCAAUUAGAAGUGACGAGGAGACGGAGAAAGUCAGAGAUGUGCUCUUCAAACUUCUCGAGAUCCAAGGAACUCUUCGAAGCGGGAACCCAGUUGGAAAAUGCAGAGAACUUGCUCAACGAAUCUGUAUGAAGGCUCACAACAAGGAAAUCGAAGAUGCCACUAGAAUUGAAGCAAUUAAAUUUUGCGAGAAGGCUAAAAUCUACAUUCAAGCAGUCAACACCCAGUUGGAGAUGAUCCGUGGAAGCCGACUAGUCAAACCAGAUGAGAUUCCAGAACUUCCAGAGUUCCCAGCUCUCUCCAGAGGAUUCUUGAAGACCUACGAAGACAUCUUCAAGUCAGAAGCUCCAAAGAUUUGCCAACCUCUUCUGAAGACUCCAGAAGUGAAACCAGGAGAGCUUGCUGACACUGAUUGCUUGAUCUGCAUCGAGGAAAUGGAAUCGGAGGAAGGAACUAUCAAAUGCGAGUGCUGUAAACGGAGAUAUCAUACCGAGUGUGCUCAAGAAUGGUUCAAGACAAAGAGAACGUGUCCUGCAUGCAGUUCAGCCCUUCUGGAUGAUUCCGAAUUUCCAACAUUGGGUCAAAGAUGGUAA
Caenorhabditis briggsae is the source of this 2025-nucleotide messenger RNA. The transcript has 3 exons. Gene Ontology annotation, cellular component: membrane raft. The record is from RefSeq and is a predicted model, not a curated record. Lineage: Eukaryota; Metazoa; Nematoda; Chromadorea; Rhabditida; Rhabditidae. Gene Ontology annotation, biological process: innate immune response. Bases 1 to 2025 code for a protein of 674 amino acids.